Messenger RNA from Neurospora hispaniola, 1618 nucleotides. Its product is annotated as putative 26S proteasome regulatory particle chain RPT1. Gene Ontology annotation, molecular function: ATP hydrolysis activity; proteasome-activating activity; ATP binding. Lineage: Eukaryota; Fungi; Ascomycota; Sordariomycetes; Sordariales; Sordariaceae. The record is from RefSeq and is a predicted model, not a curated record. Gene Ontology annotation, cellular component: proteasome regulatory particle, base subcomplex. The transcript is spliced from 4 exons. Gene Ontology annotation, biological process: proteasome-mediated ubiquitin-dependent protein catabolic process. Bases 1 to 1347 code for a protein of 448 amino acids.
AUGGUAUGCUUGCAGUCGCCCUACCAGAAGCCUUCUGCUACAGGUCAAAACUGGGAGAAGUACAGGAAAACGUUUGGCGACGAUGAAGUCGAGGAGAAGAAGAUCACUCCCCUCUCAGACGAGGAUAUCCAGGUCCUCAAGACAUACGGCGCCGCGCCCUACGGUGCUGCCAUCAAGAAGCUAGAACAGCAAAUAAAGGAGAAGCAGCAGAGCGUGGAUGAGAAGAUUGGCGUCAAGGAAUCAGAUACCGGCCUUGCGCCCCCUCACCUUUGGGAUGUGGCAGCCGACCGUCAGCGUAUGUCAGAAGAGCAACCGCUUCAGGUAGCGCGGUGCACCAAGAUCAUCCCUGACGAGAAGGACGAAUCGAAGAGCAAGUACGUCAUCAACGUCAAGCAGAUCGCCAAGUUUGUGGUCCAGCUGGGCGAGCGAGUCAGUCCGACAGAUAUCGAGGAAGGAAUGCGCGUCGGCGUCGACAGAAACAAGUAUCAGAUUCUCCUUCCGCUGCCUCCCAAGAUCGAUGCGAGCGUUACCAUGAUGACGGUCGAGGAAAAGCCCGACGUCACAUACGGCGAUGUCGGUGGUUGCAAGGAACAGGUCGAGAAGCUACGCGAGGUCGUGGAGAUGCCCCUCUUGUCGCCAGAGCGGUUCGUCAAUCUCGGCAUCGAUCCCCCCAAGGGCGCCCUGCUAUACGGACCUCCCGGUACCGGUAAGACGCUUUGCGCCCGUGCCGUUGCCAACAGGACAGACGCCACCUUCAUCCGUGUCAUUGGUUCCGAGCUGGUUCAAAAGUACGUCGGUGAGGGUGCCCGUAUGGUCCGCGAGCUUUUCGAGAUGGCCCGCACCAAGAAGGCCUGCAUUAUUUUCUUUGACGAAAUUGAUGCUAUUGGUGGAGCCCGGUUCGAUGACGGCGCGGGUGGUGACAACGAAGUUCAGCGUACCAUGUUGGAGCUCAUUACGCAGCUGGAUGGUUUCGAUGCCCGUGGCAACAUCAAGGUCAUGUUUGCUACUAACCGUCCCUCCACGCUGGAUCCCGCCUUGAUGCGUCCCGGACGUAUCGACCGCAAGAUUGAGUUCUCUCUCCCCGAUCUCGAGGGUCGUGCCAACAUUUUGCGCAUCCACGCCAAGAGCAUGUCGGUCGAGCGCGAUAUCCGAUGGGAGCUCAUUUCUCGCCUGUGCCCGAACGCGACGGGUGCUGAGUUGCGUAGUGUUUGCACGGAGGCGGGCAUGUUCGCCAUCCGUGCGCGCAGGAAGGUGGCGUCGGAGAAGGACUUCUUGAGUGCGGUGGACAAGGUCAUCAAGGGCAACCUCAAGUUCAACUCUACUGCGGCCUAUGCCCAGUACAACUAAACGGGAAGGAAGAAGCGCAUCAAUAGCGGAAUGGGGAGUUUGGGGUUUUUGGUUCGUGUUGAAACCGGAAGUCUAGAUGUGUAAUAGAUGAUGAAUCAAGAUGCGGCUCGACAUGGCACUCAUAGCUGGGACUCGGGAGAGUUGGGCCGCCAGAUCCCACACAGUAGACACAAUGCAUUAGGCUCUCCUGACAAGCGAAAUGAACAUACAGACGGAAUGAAUAGAUAUCAUUCCUACUGUUGUUGAUGAGUAAUUUGACUUUGAAGCAAUU